Nomia melanderi (Alkali bee) is the source of this 865-nucleotide messenger RNA. It is a transcript of the gene RpL23A, whose product is annotated as ribosomal protein L23A. Lineage: Eukaryota; Metazoa; Arthropoda; Insecta; Hymenoptera; Halictidae. Gene Ontology annotation, biological process: translation. The record is from RefSeq and is a predicted model, not a curated record. Gene Ontology annotation, molecular function: rRNA binding; structural constituent of ribosome. Gene Ontology annotation, cellular component: ribosome.
CGAUUCACGUAUUGUAUCGCUUUUCCAUAUGUCCACUUCCGGCGCGUGUUGUCGUUCUUUUUAGCAAGAUGGCUCCUAAACCCAAACCCACGGAUAAGGCAGCUAGCAAGCCGGCUGAGAAAAAAACAGAAAAGAAAGCUGAGAAGAAGCCAACCGCAGCAGCUUCUUCUACAUCAAAAGUGACGAAACCUGCUGCUAAGCCAGCAGCGAAAAAACCAGCUGCUGCUAAAUCUACGACUGCAGCAAAGCCUGCAGCGAAACCAGCUGCAAAGCCUGCACCUAAAGUUGCUGCUAAACCAUUGGUCAGCAAACCUAAGAAAAAUGUGCAAACUACGAAGAAAACACUUAAAGGUGGAAAAGCAGCUGCACCUCUCCAGAAGGCCCUCAAAGCUCAGAAAAAGAUAUUGAAGGGUGUUCAUGGAUCGAGAGUAAGGAAAAUAAGGACGUCUGUACAUUUCCAUCGGCCAAAAACAUUCAGGCCAGCAAGGAAUCCAAAGUAUGCCAGGAAAUCAGUGCCGAACAGGAAUCGUAUGGAUGCAUUUAAUAUUAUUAAAUUUCCAUUAACCACUGAGGCUGCUAUGAAGAAGAUCGAAGACAAUAACACGUUAGUGUUUAUUGCGCACACACGCGCCAACAAAUACCAUAUUAAAGCAUCCAUAAAGAAACUGUACGACGUUGACGUGGCUAAAGUGAAUACUUUGAUCAGGCCUGACGGCAAAAAGAAAGCGUACGUGCGAUUGACGCGCGAUUACGAUGCGCUUGACGUUGCUAAUAAGAUUGGAAUAAUAUAAAUAUAUCUAUACGUGAUUUGUAAAAAAGGGAGGAUAUAUCUGUAUUGAUAAUAAAUACCGAUAUAAAAACAAUA